This is a messenger RNA of Medioppia subpectinata, 935 nucleotides long. The record is from the annotation of a GenBank genome assembly. Lineage: Eukaryota; Metazoa; Arthropoda; Arachnida; Sarcoptiformes; Oppiidae.
AUGGCAAAAACGACCAUGGUCGGAAGUGAAUCAACAGAUAGUGGUCAGGGUGUUUGUGGUGCAAUACUGACCCUGUUAUCAUUAGCAGUGGCAGCAUGCACAUUUCCUUUCUCGUUAUUUUUCUGCAUUAAGGUCGUUCAGGAAUAUGAAAGAGCCGUCAUUUUCAGAUUGGGUCGUUUAUUGCAUGGAGGAGCAAAGGGCCCUGGUAUAUUCUUUAUACUGCCCUGCAUUGAACACUACACGAAAGUGGACUUAAGAACGCUGACAUUCGAUGUGCCGCCACAGGAAGUGUUGACUAAGGAUUCGGUGACAGUGUCUGUGGACGCUGUGGUGUACUAUCGCGUACACAACGCCACUGUUUCGGUCGCUAAUGUGGAGAACGCUCACCACUCGACCCGACUUCUGGCCCAAACGACUUUGAGAAAUAUGUUGGGAACUCAUAAUUUACAUGAAAUUCUUUCCGACAGAGAAUCCAUAUCCAACUCAAUGCAGACUUAUUUGGAUGGAGUGACCGAUGUUUGGGGUAUCAAAGUAGAGAGAGUAGAGAUUAAAGACGUUCGCCUACCCGUCCAAUUACAACGCGCUAUGGCAGCUGAGGCUGAAGCUGCCAGAGAGGCCAGGGCUAAGGUGAUUGCGGCCGAAGGCGAGCAGAAGUCCGCCCGCGCUCUUAAAGAAGCGGCUGAAGUAAUAGCUCAAAGUCCGGCUGCACUUCAAUUGAGAUAUUUGCAGACUCUCAACACUAUCUCUGCUGAAAAGAAUUCAACCAUUAUUUUCCCACUUCCUAUCGAUUUCCUCAGCCAUUUCAUUAGAAAAGGUUGAAUUCCCUACACUUUCCCCACACAACUCUAAUUUAAUCUGUCCAUUUGUCUAUCAAUCUCUCUCUCUCUCUCUCUCUCUCUCUCAUAUGUUUUUACUCUCAUUACUUUGAAACUCAC